Phacochoerus africanus (Common warthog) is the source of this 2985-nucleotide messenger RNA. It is a transcript of the gene ASB16, whose product is annotated as ankyrin repeat and SOCS box containing 16. Gene Ontology annotation, biological process: intracellular signal transduction; negative regulation of delayed rectifier potassium channel activity; neuronal action potential. Bases 122 to 1483 code for a protein of 453 amino acids. NCBI's taxonomy places the organism in Eukaryota, Metazoa, Chordata, Mammalia, Artiodactyla, Suidae. The transcript is spliced from 5 exons. Gene Ontology annotation, cellular component: synapse; membrane; axon initial segment. The record is from RefSeq and is a predicted model, not a curated record. Gene Ontology annotation, molecular function: transmembrane transporter binding.
CCUCUCUGGGUCACGGGUGAGGGGGCAGGGUGGCCUCUCAGAGCGAGGGUGGCAGUCGCACCCGAGGGAGGCUGGCUCUGCUGGGCGGCGGCUGCCCAGACCCCCGGAUCGCGCGCGGCCCAUGGCGGAGGAGACCUUCCCCUUCACCUCCUCCACCCUGCGCUCUCUCCGCCUGCAGCGGGAGUGGCUGGAAUGGGAGGACCGGCGGCGGGCGGCGGCCCAGCGGUGCCGGAGCCAAAGGUGCCCCUCGAGUUCGCGGGCCCGACUCACCAGGCCGCGCCGCUCCUGCCGGGACCCGGCUGUGCACAAUGCCCUGUUCUCCGGCGACCUGCAGCAGAUCCAAGCCCUGUUCCAGGACGAAGACGCUGCCAACAUGAUUGUGGAGACUGUGAGCAACCAGCUGGCCUGGUCAGCUGAACAGGGGUUCUGGGUGCUGACCCCCAAGGCCAAGCACACGGCACCCCUUACCAUCACUGCGGCCCGAGGCUACACCGACUGCGCCCGCUACCUGAUCCGGCAGGGAGCCGAGCUGGACGCUCGAGUCGGGGGCCGCACAGCCUUGCACGAGGCCUGUGCCCGGGCCCAGUCCGACUGUGUGCAGUUGCUGCUGACCUUCGGCGCCAAGGUCAACAUGUUGUCCGAGGAGGGCACGACCCCCUUACACCUGUGCACAGCCCCGGAGUCCUUGCAGUGCGCCAAGAUGCUGCUGGAGGCGGGAGCGACUGUGAACUUGGCCACACGGGAUAGCGAGGUGACGCCUCUGCAUGUAGCUGCUGCGCGUGGCCUGGAGGAGCACGUGGCCCUCUACCUGGAGCACGGCGCCAACGUGAACCUGCGCACCAGCCAGGGCGAGACAGCCCUGAACGCAGCAUGUGCGGGGGCCGAGGGCCCGAGCAGCAGCCGGCAGCACCAGGCUGCUGCGCGCCGGCUCCUGGAGGCUGGGGCCGAUGCCCGGGCAGCUGGGCGCAAGCGCCACACGCCGCUGCAUAAUGCCUGUGCCAACGGCUGCGGGGCCCUGGCCGAGCUGCUACUCCGCCACGGGGCCUCCGCUUCAGUCCCCAACGGGGCAGGCCACACACCCAUGGACUGCGCCCUGCAGGCUGUCCAGGACGCCCCCAACUGGGAGCCCGAGGUCCUCUUUGCCGCACUGCUGGACUACGGCGCCCAGCCCGUGCGCCCUGAGAUGCUGAGACACUGUGCCAACUUCCCUCGGGCCCUGGAAGUCCUGCUUAAUGCCUACCCUUGUGUCCCGUCCUGUGAUACCUGGGUCGAGGCAGUGCUCCCAGAGCUGUGGCAGGAGCACGAAGCCUUCUACAGCUCGGCCCUGUGCCUGGUGAACCAGCCGCGGCGGCUGCAGCACCUGGCCCGGCUGGCUGUGCGUGCUCAGCUGGGCAGCCGCUGCCGACAGGCCGCCGCCCGCCUGCCCCUGCCCCCGCUCCUCAGAGACUACCUGCUGCUGCGUGUGGAGGGGCGUAUCCAGUGAGCCCCGUGCCUAACUCUUCCCAGAGCUUGUCCUGCCCCCUCCAUCAGCCAUCCCCCCAACCCCGGAGGACCAGUCCCUGGCCUUCUUGUCCAUGCCCCGAAUGUCCUCCAGGGCCAGUUCGUUCCAUCCAUCUUCUUGAGCCACCUGCCGACCUCCAGUCUGACCCGAACUUCAGCUCCUCUCUCCAGUGGGAAGGUCUGCAGACUCAGCCUUGGCCUGCCUCCUCCUCCUCUGCCUAAGUGGAUGAUGGCCCCUCCAUCCACACAGGCCCCAGUCCAGGAGGAAGUGAUCCUUGUUGCCCCCUCCCGUCUGCUACGCAUGCACCUGUUUAGCCUUCUGAAGAGUGACAGACUCUGCCUCUAGCUGUACCACCAAUAUCUGACCUGCCUUUGUCACCUCAAGGGAGGCCCAGACUGACUGGUCUUGAAACCCAUGCCCUGCAAGGAUGCUGGAACAAUCUUUGGAAAUCACACAACUCUGAUGGUGCCCUUCAGUGGCUCCACACUACCUUCAGGCUAAAGUCAAAACUCAACAGAGCGGAGAAUUUCUUGGUGUCUCAGUGGGUUAAGGAUCUGGCAUUGUCAUUGCCGUGGCUCGAGUUCAAUCCCUGGCCCAGGAACUUCUUCAGGCCAAGGGCAUGCUCCCCGCCCAAAAAAAUUGGGGAAAAAAAAAAAAAAACUUGACUGGAGUUCCUGUUGUGGCUCAGUGAGUUAAGAACCUGACUAGUAUCCAUGAGGAUGCAGGUUCAAUCCCUGGCCUCACUAAGUGGGUUAAGGAUCCAGCGUUACCUCGAGCUGUGCUGUAGGUCACAGACGCAGCUCGGAUCCCCCGUUGCUGUGGCUCUGGUGUAGGCUGGUGGCUACAGCUCCGAUUCAGCCCCUAGCCUGGGAACUUCUAUAUGCCCCAGGUGAGGCUCUAAAAAGAAAAAAAAAAAAAACUCGACAAAGCUUCUAGCCCCUGCCUCUGCCAAGCUCUCUGGCCUCCUGAUCCCCCUUGUCCUUUCUAAGGCUCUGGUAGCCCAGAUUCAGCAAACUAGUUACGAGUUGCCAGAUAUGACCUGGUCCCCUUUGCUUCCAGGCAUCUGCAUGUGCUGUUCCCUCUGCUUGGCUCACCCUUCCCACAUUUUUUCUUUGCCCUGGUUGAAGCUGAUUUGAGCCUCAGGAUUCAGGCCAAUAGCCCUAUCUCUGCAGAGCCUUUUUUUUUUUUUUUUUUUUUUAGCAACCGCAGCUCGGGGUUGGCGUUAUACUUCCUUGGUAUUACACUUAUUCAAUCAGGAACCUGUGUCUGCCUCAACUACCACCCCAUCCCCCGCGGUGCAUGCUGUUUUAAGCAGUGGUCAGUGACCACUCAAAAGGGUCUGGAACAGAAGGACCAGCCACCCGCUGCCCCCCCCACUUCCUCCUUUGUCUCCAGAGUCAAAAGUACCAUCAUUCAUCUUUCAGAGGAAGCUUUCUGAGCCGAGCCAGUUCUUAUGAACACAAAUAAAUGAUUUGUGCACAGAA